CCAUGAUGAGUCGAGGUUGGUUGGUAUUGGCGUUGGUAGCUGUGAUUGCUUUGGUUUCUGCCGAUGAUAUGAACAUGGACAUGGGGGAACCCGUGGAGUUUCACCCGGUGAAUGCUGGGUCCAAAAGUUUCCAUAUGGUUGUUAGUGCAGCCGUUUUAUUAGUGCUUUCAUCGAUUUCAGCGUGUUUGGCUAUGGCCAAUCGUGUUCACGUAUCGUUAGUCUUGCAAUUUGUUAGCACUGGAUAUUCAGUAUUUGAAUCAUUAUUUCUUGAUUUCCCUGAUUCGGAUAAUCAUGAAAAUAGAACUUCCAAAGGAACUAGUUGGUUUCUUAGUUUACUUUUGGGAUUGACAGUUUUCGUGGGCAGUUUUAUCAAUGGGUCCAAUGCUAUAAUCAACAAGUUUUACCCCCAUUUACAAUCAAGAGGUGAAUACGGGGUAUCUUAUAAAAUAUAUAAAGUAUGCUCUAUCUUGACGGUUUUAACCGGUUGGGUUAGAGUUUGUUUGGCUCCAAUUGCUUUGUUUGGUUUCUGCUACGGCAAACACACUGGUCAGUGUAUUGCACAUGGUAUAAUGGGAUCUUCAUUUAUAUUCUACGGGUUUAUUUUGGCCUUGGUUUUGGUUGUUCCCUGGAUUAGAAAUCACCAUUUACAUAAUCCAAGUAGCAGAUCCCAGGAGUUUUACGACUCAAGCAUCAUGUGCUUAUGGGGGAUCGUAAACACUUUCACCGAACAUCGCUGGGGCCGUGAAGGCUGGUCCCAUGGAGAUUACCAACACACUGCAAUGGGGAUCAUUUGGUGGUGCGGAGGUCUCUUGGGAAUGUGGUUAACUCGUAAGAAUAACGUUCGUUCGUUCAUUCCUGCUUUUCUUCUUAUUUUCACUGGUUAUGCCAUGUCUCAGCACGCCCAGCAUCUUGAAAUCUCCACCAAAGUUCAUGCUUUAUUUGGUAUCGUACUAAUGGGUGCUGGUGUUACUCGUAUUAUUGAAAUUUCAAUCGUAUUACAAGAUUUGGCUAGUUCGACCUCUGGUAAAAUCCUUUCUUUCCAACAUUUACCUCCAUUGUGUCUUGUUUUAUCAGGAAUCUUAUUCAUGUCGGCAAACGAAGAACAAUUAAUCUUGGUCAAAGAUUUAGGUGCUGAUCAUUCUGCUUAUAUCAUGGUUGUUGUCGGUGCUGGCUUCAUGAUUUACUUAUGGAUGAUCAUCUUAUUAAGCUUCUACUUAAGAUUGGUGGGAUACAAUGAAAACGGAGAAUUAUCCCAACAGUCAUAUCACCAGGUCAGUUCAAACGAAGCUCAAGAAUUCGAGUUGAGUGACCUUAGUGAUCAUGAAGAAAGAACUCCAUAAUUUGCAGCCGCUCCUAUUCUUAUGUACUUAUAUAUAACAUUACACCGAAUAUAACCUUUCUAUCUACUUAUUCCUUCAGUUUACAUACUUCCUCUAUUCACAUAUGUCUCUUAAACAUUUC
Messenger RNA from Hyphopichia burtonii NRRL Y-1933, 1461 nucleotides. RefSeq lists its product as uncharacterized. The transcript has a single exon. The annotation marks the transcript as partial. The record is from RefSeq and is a predicted model, not a curated record. NCBI's taxonomy places the organism in Eukaryota, Fungi, Ascomycota, Pichiomycetes, Serinales, Debaryomycetaceae.